Messenger RNA from Striga hermonthica, 1200 nucleotides. The record is from the annotation of a GenBank genome assembly. Lineage: Eukaryota; Viridiplantae; Streptophyta; Magnoliopsida; Lamiales; Orobanchaceae.
GAGGGAGAGAAGCCUGAUAGAAUUAUUAGUUCGAAUUUGAAUUUUACGGGUAAACUAAGCCCGAGCGCGAGCAAUGGGAAUACUGAGGCAUCAACUCGGUUCGUGUGUUCCUUGUUCUCUCUGCUUGUUCCUCAAGGUCAGCCUCAUGGGCUAAAGGAUGAGCCUAGAAACUACACGACUGUACCGAGUUAUCUUGAGCCGAAAAAAAAGUUUCAGAAGCUUCUUCUUUUUGGACUGCAAGGCUCUGGUACCAGCACCAUUUUCAAGCAGGCCAAGUUUUUGUACCGGAGCAAGUUUACCCCUGAGGAACGACAGGAUAUGAAACUCAUGAUCCAGAGCAAUAUGUACAAGUAUCUCAGCAUCCUGCUUGAUGCUCGAGAACGUUUUGAGGAGGAAGAUUUAUUAGAGAGAAGAAGAUUGAAGCACUUUUCUGACUGGCUGCUCGACAUAAUUGCCACUGGGGAUUUGGAUGCAUUUUUCCCAGCAGCAACACGCGAAUAUGCCCCGCUUGUUGAGAAAGUAUGGAAAGAUCCUGCUAUUCAGGAGACUUAUAAGAGAAAGAAUGAACUCCACUUUCUUCCAGACGUAACCGAGUACUUCUUGAGCAGGGUGAUCCGAGUCAACGCCAAGGGCAUGAACGAGGGUUGCAAGUGGGUCGAGAUGUUCGAGGAUGUUCGUGUGGUCGUCUUCUGCGUGGCCCUCAGCGAUUAUGAUCAGGUGUGGGUGUCUUCAGACGCUUCCCGUGAGCCCCACCUCACGAACCGUAUGAUUCAAAGCAGGGACUUCUUCGAGUCCAUGGUCAAGCACCCGUGCUUUAAGGACACCUCAUUUGUCCUCGUCCUCAACAAGUAUGAUUUGUUCGAGGAAAAAGUCAACCGGGCCCCGCUCGGGAAAUGCCAUUGGUUCAGUGACUUUAGCCCGGUCAGGCCCCACCACAACACACAGUCCCUGGCCCAACAGGCCUACUUUUACGUGGCCAUGCGGUUUAAGGACCUUUACGCUUCCUUAACUGGCCGGAAGCUUUUCGUCUGGCAGACACGGGCCAGAGAGAGGCCCACAGUGGACGAGGCCUUCAAAUACAUACGAGAGGUCGUGAGGUGGGACGAGGAGAAGGAGGAUAUGUACUAUGCAGCCGGAGGGGAGGACUCGUUUUACAGCACAACUGACGUGAGCACGUCCUCAUUUGCCCGCCAAGAGUGA